UGUAGGCUUCGUCGCCGCCUCCCGGGCCGGGAAGCGAUGUAGGAACCGCCAGACAGUCCCCACCUCUCCCCGGCCAGAGCCCCGCGGCCUGCCGCCGUCGCGCCGCCGCCAUGAAGAAGCAAUUCAACCGCAUGAAGCAGCUGGCCAACCAGACUGUCGGCAGAGCUGAGAAAACAGAAGUCCUGAGUGAAGAUCUGCUACAGAUUGAGCGGCGCCUGGACACUGUGCGGUCAAUGUGCCACCAUUCGCAUAAGCGUUUGCUAGCGUGCUUCCAGGGUCAGCACGGCACCGAUGCUGAGAGGAGACAUAAAAAGCUUCCUCUGACAGCGCUCGCCCAGAACUUGCAAGAGGCUUCAGCCCAGCUAGAAGAGUCUCUUCUGGGGAAGAUGCUGGAGACCUGUGGUGAUGCUGAGAACCAGCUGGCUCUUGAGCUCUCCCAGCACGAAGUCUUUGUUGAGAAGGAGAUAGUGGACCCUCUCUACGGCAUAGCAGAGGUGGAGAUUCCCAACAUCCAAAAGCAAAGGAAACAGCUGGCUAGACUGGUUUUGGACUGGGAUUCAGUCCGAGCAAGGUGGAACCAAGCACACAAGUCUUCAGGAACCAACUUUCAGGGGCUUCCAUCCAAAAUAGACACCCUAAAGGAAGAGAUGGAUGAAGCUGGGAACAAAGUUGAACAGUGCAAGGAUCAACUAGCAGCAGAUAUGUACAACUUCAUGGCCAAAGAAGGAGAGUACGGCAGAUUCUUUGUAACGUUAUUAGAAGCCCAAGCAGAUUACCAUAGAAAAGCAUUAGCAGUCUUAGAAAAGGCCCUUCCCGAAAUGCGCGCCCAUCAAGAUAAGUGGGCAGAGAAGCCAGCCUUCGGUACACCCCUGGAGGAACACCUGAAGAGGAGUGGUCGUGAGAUUGCUCUCCCUAUUGAGGCCUGUGUCAUGUUGUUGCUGGAGACUGGCAUGAAGGAGGAGGGCCUUUUUCGGAUUGGGGCUGGAGCCUCUAAGCUAAAGAAGUUGAAGGCUGCUCUGGACUGCUCCACAUCUCACCUGGAUGAAUUCUAUUCAGACCCCCAUGCUGUAGCAGGUGCUUUGAAGUCCUAUUUGCGGGAAUUACCUGAGCCCUUGAUGACUUUCAAUCUGUAUGAAGAAUGGACACAAGUUGCAAGGUAAGCUUAAAAUGCUCAGUUUUAAAAGUUCAAAGCAACAAUGAAAUACUGUGUCCCGUUUGUAAGUCCUUGGACUCUCAGGAUUCACGGGACACUGAAAUACAUGCAGAAGGGUGUGUCCCUGUUCCACCUGCAUCCAGAGUGAGCAUGCUCAGUAUUGCUACUAUAAAGAGCUCACGGAUUGUGCUGUUGGUUGAACUAGUAUUGCUUCACCACAUUAAUGAAGGAGCUGAUCUCAAACCCCUCUGUGACGGGGUCAUGCGUUAUAGGGUAACUUUGCUACCUGCUGCUUGCAGGUUCAGCUCUUCAGCAAUAGAAUAAGACCCUUAUUGCAGUAAUAGUGUUUUUCUCAGUGUCCACUGUGUGCUAAGCUUUGCCGUACUCCCUCCUGCCAUUCUCAAUAAGCAUCGAGCAUCCAGAAUAGGCACAUAUUCUUGUUAUCUUCAUUCUACAGAUACAGGAACUGGGAAUUGUCAGAGCUGGCAUCCAGAUGGAGACCUUUUUGCCCCAAAGUUUUUACCCAUUCUUUGAUCUUGUCUUCCAUCCUCAGCUUAGCCUGCCUAGUAACAGGACAGUGUAUUUCAGAUGCCGUCAGCUUCUCCUUGGCUAGCCGGGUGACCUUGUUACUUCUCACUUCCUCUCUGGAUUGUCUGAUUCUUCAGUCCUGAGGAAGGACCAGCUAGUUGCACCUCUACCUCUGCCCUUCCCCCUUUA
Microtus ochrogaster (prairie vole) is the source of this 1870-nucleotide messenger RNA. RefSeq names its product Rho GTPase activating protein 17 (gene Arhgap17). The record is from RefSeq and is a predicted model, not a curated record. Gene Ontology annotation, molecular function: GTPase activator activity; protein binding. Gene Ontology annotation, biological process: regulation of Rac protein signal transduction; signal transduction; regulation of actin cytoskeleton organization. The coding region runs from base 111 to 1160 and encodes 349 amino acids. The transcript is spliced from 12 exons. Gene Ontology annotation, cellular component: intracellular anatomical structure; cytosol; cytoplasm. Lineage: Eukaryota; Metazoa; Chordata; Mammalia; Rodentia; Cricetidae.